GGUCUCGAAUGCAUUACCAAGCAUUGCGUACAACAACGGCCUCUCCCGCACACCGAGCGUCCGCACUGCACCGAGUAGCGAGGACGGCUGCCAAGUAGAUCUUGUGCUCCUCUGCUCUUUGUCUUCUCGGUGAGGCUCUGCAAGGUUUUUUUCCUGCUGCUGUUUGGUUUCCCUGCUCAGUUGCCUCUUCUGCUCACUCCCUUCUGCGUCUACGAAUUCAAUCAAUACGCAGCGCAGACGGUACGCCGCGUUGACUAAAUUUUAGUAUUGCCAUUGUUUAGUCCCUUCGCCAGUCUCCAUCCAGUAGGGCCUACCAUGCUGCGCUACAUGCAAGGGAUGUGGGAUUCAUUUUUCCCCACCGAGCCCGUCUUUCCGCUCCAAAUCGUCGGCAGCUCUGACGCGGCGGUGGUGGAGUGCAUGGAAGACCUGGAAAAGGCGCUUCAGAAUCAGUUUUACCUCUUCACCUACCGCGAAGGUUUCGAGCCGAUCGCGGCGGUGACGCGGUCCGUUGAGACAGACCAGGGCUGGGGGUGUCUGCUGCGCACGACGCAGAUGCUGCUCGCCCACUUUCUCGCCGUCUACGGCCACCCAGCCGACCGCAAACUGUCCCUCUUCUUCGACCACAGCGGCGAGUCGGCUCCUUUCUCGAUUCAUAACAUGAUCCGCCGUGUGUGGAACAGGCGCGCAUUUAAGCCGGAGUAUUGGAGCCCGUCACAAGGCUGCGAAGCCGUCAAACAGACCAUGCACGACGCCAUGCAAACGCAUCAACUUGAGACGCGCGUCUCGGUGGUCACCUCCAGCAACGGCUGCAUCUACUCGGAUGAAGUCCGGCGCGCGUUCAAAGAAGGGGCGGCGGUCGUGCUCGUCCUCGCCGCGGUUCGCGUGAGUGCGGCGCCGUUCCUCACGCAGGAAAGCUACCUUCAAAUAGAAAAGCUGAUGGAGCAGCCGCAGUGCCUCGGCGUCGUGGGCGGCAUCCCCGGCCGCAGCUACUACUUUUUUGCGCAUAACCAAACCCAGGUUCUCUACUUCGAUCCACAUCAGCACACCCAUCUGGCGCUGACAAAUAAUAGCUCGGCCGCCAUGUCCACCGUAACGCCCAGUCUGCAAGAUGUGCGCUGUGUGCACUGGUCACGCGUCGACACCUCCCUCUUCGUCGCCUUCGCCGUACGCUCGCGAGAGGAGUGGGCGAGGCUGGAGAGUCAGAUCCCGACCAAGUUCCUCCAUGUAGAGGCGCAACGGACGCGUCGUGACUUCGAGCAGCUCGUGCGGACGCGACAGGAACGACGCACCUUUGGCGAGGCGACGUUUAUCUCCCCGCUGCAGACGACUUGUGACGGAAGCGGCCCCAGCACGAACUGCGCGCCGGGCGGUGUGCCGUUGUCAUCGACCGCACCCCCAGCAAAGCGCAGGACGCUGAGAAUUGAAAAAAGUCAAGACGGUCGUGGCGGUGCCGCGGCGGGUGGCGGUAACGACGAAAAAGAGAACUCCGCCAAUUCCGAAUCGUGGGAGUACCUUGACUGA
Leptomonas pyrrhocoris is the source of this 1521-nucleotide messenger RNA. RefSeq names its product putative AUT2/APG4/ATG4 cysteine peptidase putativecysteine peptidase Clan CA family C54. The transcript has a single exon. The coding region runs from base 316 to 1521 and encodes 401 amino acids. Gene Ontology annotation, molecular function: protein-phosphatidylethanolamide deconjugating activity. NCBI's taxonomy places the organism in Eukaryota, Euglenozoa, Kinetoplastea, Trypanosomatida, Trypanosomatidae. The record is from RefSeq and is a predicted model, not a curated record.